GUUGGUUAGACCUUGUUUGAAGUUAGGUUGAUAUAUAAUAUUGGAUGCUAUGUUGAUAGAUCUAUGAAUUAUGCUGCAUAAAAACUUUCAUAUUUGAUUAAAUGACUUAAUGGACUGCCUUGUGUUGAUGUGAACGAAUGAUAUUGUUACGUACUUGUGUGAUUGGUUGCCUUGAUUCUUGUAAUGACUGUCUUUGAAAGCUAAGUUGCUAGAAAGAACUACAUGCUAAAGUAAUUAGAUGAAGUUACAAUUGGUAUCGUUGCAAUUGGUAUCAGAACUGAGUGAAUGAUUGAAAUGAAAGAUGAAUGAUGAUGAGUGUGUUGUGUAUUGUAUGUGACACCGAGAAUGUGUCAAGGAUAAUGGAAAUGAGAACGUUAAUGAAUGUUAAUGAUAUAAGACACCGAGAAUAGGUGGCGUUUAGAAAGAUGAUGAUUAGUUAAUGUAAUGUGACCAUAAAAGGGGGCGGAAUUAAUGUAAUGGGCUGCGAAAGGGCGGGUUUAAUGUUAAUGGACGCUAUAAGAUCGAGUCAUGCCGUGUCGUGGCAGAUGUGGCUGCACGUACCUCGUGGCAGAUAGUGCCAAAAGGGGCCAAAUAGCUGCGAGCGGGUAGUUUCAUAGGAAUCCUCGAAACAGUUGUUAUCGUACGAUCUCAAAGGGCUUACACGAGGAAGGACGUCCAUGAGCAUGCCAUAGGUCCUUAGAGUCUAGGUUGUUUGGCGUCAGGUCUGUCAAGUCAGUCGACUCCAUGUGUAGCAAUGACUGAGUUAUUGCAAUGCUUGAUUGAUUGUUAGUGGCUAUUCAGUCCUUUUCUCCUCAUUGAGUAGCAUAAAGUUUCGUGCGGGGAGUCUGGUAAAACUACUUUACUGAGUAACAUAUUUAUUCAUUCCCUCCAUUCAAUUUCUCUGUGAGCAUGACUGUAAACAAAAGUAUAUGAAUUAUGGUUGGAUUGGUAUUUCACAGAAGGCAGUGCGUCCAUGAUCUUCGGGACCUGUAACGGUACACAGAGGAGGUCUAAAAUGAGUAGACACGUGUCUAUAACGUCUACUCCGAACCCCGGUUUAGACUUCAGGGGAGCAGGCCGUUACACGUGCUUAAUUAGAUAUCCAAUUUAAGAAACUUUUGGAUGUUUCAGAUUCUGAUGAAACUAGUACUUGAAGUAUUCAGUUUUCUGGGGUCUUAUAUAAACUUAAUGCAUAUGUACAUUAACUGACUGUGAAUACGAGAUUUGACUUAAAGAUGUCUUCGAAAAUGAUAGUCUACUACCACACUUAAAAAUCUUCGACACAAUAUAACGACCAUAUAUAUUAUUCUAUAAAGACUAUAUAGAGUCAUAAAUUAUUAUGCAUAUAAACAAUUAUAGUAUGACCUAUGAAGGUGAACAAGAAAAUUAAAGGAUAUCCAAUGUGGCAACCACCCACAAACUUUAUUAUAAAUAUAAGUAGACAGGAAGGAGGUGGUUGUUAAACGCAAAGAAAACAUUCGAUUUUACAGAAACAAACCUAGAUAAAUCUUUUUAAAAAAUCAAGAGAGAGAGAGAAAAUGAAGGAAGAACAAUGGGCACCAGUAAUAGUAAUGCUAAUAUCAAGUGUUGCAAUGGGUUCAGUUAAUGCUCUCGUUAAGAAAGCGCUUGAUGUUGGUGUUAAUCAUAUGAUCUUUGCUGCAUAUAGAAUGUCUAUUUCUGCUUUGAUAUUGGUUCCGUUUUCUUAUAUUUGGGAGAGGAAAACCAGACCAAUGUUAACGUUCAUGCUCUUGUGCGAGCAUUUCAUCAGCGGAUUACUUGGGGCAAGUUUGAUGCAAUUUUUCUUUCUGCUUGGACUAUCGUACACGUCACCCACUGUUGCGAUGGCUCUAAAUAGCAUGCUACCCGCUAUUACCUUUGCGCUAGCUCUUUUUUUCAGAAUAGAGAAUGCACAAAAACUGAAGAGCAGAGCAGGCGUGCUCAAGUUAAUAGGAACCCUAAUUUGCAUACUUGGAGCAAUGUUCUUAACAUUCUACAAAGGUCUUCAAGUAUCAAAUCCUCAUACUCAUCCAGAGGCUAUUGACAACAUUACAUUACAUAACAAUGGUCACGACCAAGCAAAGAAAUGGCUUCUAGGCUGUGUUUACUUGUUCACUGGGAUAGUGUUAUUGUCGCUAUGGAUGUUGUUUCAAGGGAAAUUAAGCGUUAAGUAUCCGUGUACUAAGUACUCAAGUACUUGCCUCAUGUCGGUCUUCGCAGCAUUUCAAUGUGCCAUUUUGAGUCUUUAUAAGAGUAGAGAAGUCGAAGAUUGGAUCAUCAAAGACAAACUCGUCAUCUUCGUUAUCCUUUACGCUGGAAUAGUGGGACAAGCGAUGUCGACAGUGGUAACGUCAUGGUCAAUAAAAAGGACGGGAGCAGUCUUCGUGUCAACAUUUAGCCCCGUUAGCCUCGUGUCCGCUACGUUAUUCGAUUUCCUCAUCUUGCGCUCUCCUUUAUACCUCGGCAGUAUAAUUGGAUCAGUAGUGACUAUAACGGGCCUCAACGUGUUUCUUUGGGGAAAGAGGAGUGAGACAGAUCAGACUGUUCCGAAGAUUUCGACCACUUCCAAGUCUUGUCAAAUGAUCGAAAACGAAGACAAUAUGACAGUAGAUGAUAACAAUACUAAAUUGCCUGUUUGAUACAUUAUUAUAUGAUUGAGAGAGAUAUUUGCUAUCGUAAUCGCGAUAACUGUUGGUCUUCAGCUCUUUAUUAUAAGGUUUUUGUUUUCUUAUGUAUUUUCGAGUUCUUAAAGUGAUAGAUUGAUUCAGUUAUAAUAACUCACUGUAAGUUACUAAGUAGUAACCACUUGGACUGACCGGAAACAGAAGAAGAAAGAGGCCUUGUUGGAAACC
This is a messenger RNA of Brassica rapa (field mustard), 2849 nucleotides long. Its product is annotated as WAT1-related protein At4g01430. Lineage: Eukaryota; Viridiplantae; Streptophyta; Magnoliopsida; Brassicales; Brassicaceae. Gene Ontology annotation, cellular component: membrane. Gene Ontology annotation, molecular function: transmembrane transporter activity. The record is from RefSeq and is a predicted model, not a curated record.